Messenger RNA from Enhydra lutris kenyoni (northern sea otter), 5321 nucleotides. Its product is annotated as KIAA0753 ortholog. The record is from RefSeq and is a predicted model, not a curated record. The transcript is spliced from 17 exons. Gene Ontology annotation, cellular component: centriolar satellite. Gene Ontology annotation, biological process: protein localization to centrosome; centriole replication. Lineage: Eukaryota; Metazoa; Chordata; Mammalia; Carnivora; Mustelidae. Bases 1388 to 4159 code for a protein of 923 amino acids.
UGGGAUAUGGACCAAGACACAGCUUGUCGGGGUGUCUCAGGAUCGGAGCGAGAGGCUUCGUAGAGAUGUCCUAGGGGAUGUUGGGUGACAGACCGGGAGGUUUCCUGGAGUGGCAGAGAGGGAACAAGUUGCAAAGAGAGGGGUGUCCCGGGCAUUUGUACAGGGGGUCAUCGUGGGGGUGGGUGUCCCUAGACUUUGUGUUUGUGUAUGUGCGUGUGUGGCGUCACUCAGCAUCACCUAGUGUUUCCUGGCGGAGAGUGGGAAGGGGCCGACCUCGUCAGACUUGCGGACAGGCUCACCUGCCUCUGCGGGCCACGUGACUGUGGCUGCAGCCCCUGGACUGUGAUGGGGUCAGCCAGCAGCAGGGUCGCUCGCUCACCUGCCCCUCCCAUCUCGACAGCUCUAGGAAUCGGGGGUCUCGAACAGCUGCCCUGAUGUUCCUGCCGAUGUGUCUCUCUGGAAGCAAGUCCUGUCUGCAAACCUCGGAUUUACUCAAAAGCUGAAAUUAGGGGUUUUUUCUUAAGACCUGGAUUUCCCUACUGAUUUACCAUAGGGUUCUUUGACAGAACAAAUACCCCAGUACAUUGAAAACUAGUCAGUUUGUGGAAAAUCAGCUUAAUUCAACACGUGUUGAGUUCACGUGUCUGUCACGCUCCAAGCACAGUGUUGUGGGAAAUACCAGAGAAGAGUAGGACAGGUCCUUCCCCUCCGGGAGCCUUGUCUAGCCGGGAAGAUGGGACUGACCCUGCGGUGUAGGUAAAUAACAGCGUGAGGCGAGAGGGUGAUGAGCUCGUGCUGAGCGCAGGGGUGCUGCAGUGUCCGGGGGUGGGGGGCCCAGCCCACGCCAGCUCCCAGACCGCCUUCCUGUCUCGGCCUGCUAUGGGCGGGGGGCUCCAGCUCACUCCGCAGACCCCCCGCAGGCCUUCUCCGAGUCCUGCACAGUCCCGGGAGCUGCCCGGGCGGCGGAGCUGGCGCUGUCUUACUAGCACUCCGGGCUCGCGCGCGCGGACCGCGUGUUGGUGAGCCCACCUUGCAGGAGGGUGCUUGCCCGCCGCGCUGCAGCUCUGGUCUUCCGGGUGACCCUUGAGAUCUGACGCCUGGAGCGGCUCAGCAGCGAGUCGUUAGAACACUGUGCCCAUAUUCUCUCAGAGAGGAGGAUUCCCAAAGGGAACGUGCUUUGGUGCCAGUCCCGGAGCCCUCGCUGCCACACGUGAGGCCGCUGUGGGCGUCUCCGGAAUGUCGUUGCUCGUUGCACGGGCUUGGCGCCGCGUUGGCCUCCUCGUGCUGCGGCUCUGAAGCAGCUUUCUCUCGUUGUAGGCGAUGACUGGGGGAGAGCAGGGCCGGCCGGCGGCUGGGCUCUCUGCAGCGCCCCGAGUGCUCUGACCGGAUGGGCCCGGGCAGGCCGGCCGCCGCCGGGGCUCACCUGGCAGCCUGCGUCCAGCUACAUGGGAGCAGCGACCCCAGGACCCUCCAGGCCCAGAACCAGCUGCAGUUCAGCAGGAGCACGCCCGAGCACGCAGGCACCCUGGCCGUGCGCUACUCCUGCCCGCACGCCAUCCGGAUCGAGAAGCUGAAGCACUCGUACCGCGAGUCGUACGGCUGUGAGGAUGCGGGCUGGCAUGGCGGUGGCCACGGGAGUGGCUCGGCCUCGUUCUCCGUCAUCUCGGAGGAGCGGCUCAGCUACGCCGUGCACCUGGCCAAGAGGGACGUGAAGCGCAGGCAGCUAGAGGAGCGUGUCGGGCGGUGCCGGCUCGGCGGGGAGCCCCGGCUCUCUCGUCCGCACAAGGUCCCCGAGCCCAGCGUGCAGAGGAAGGAACCGGGGAGCCGGGACAUGUGUCCUUGCGGCCACCAGCCGUCCACGGUGGGAACGUCCUGCACGGGUGCCAAGGUGUAUCUGUACGCACCUCGUCCGGCCCCGGCCCACCUGGCUGUGCCCCACUCGCCCCCCACCCAUGACCCGGGCCUGGAGCCCCGCCCCAAGCUCGGCAGCCACCAGCAGCUGCUGGAUGUACAGCGGCUCCAGAGGGAGCUGAGCGCUUGCAUCCACAAGAUGGAAGAGGUCACGAAGAAAGACAGGAUACAAGUGGCUUUGGACCCCGAUGAGGAGCGGCGCGCCCGCGUCAGGAGGCAGGAGCAGGCCGUGAGCUCGGCCCGGAUGCUGUAUGUCCUGCAGCAGCAGGUGAAGGAGAUCCAGGAAGAGUUGGAUAAAUUGAGCCCACGUGAGACCAGACACACGAAGAAGUCAUGGGCCAUGUCGCGGCUGGCGGCUGCCCACCGAGGAGCCAUCCGGGCCUUACAGGUGUUGGUGACGCAGCUUACGGACCGCGGGGAGCACCCGGUCCCUGCGCGCUGCCGGGAGCUGGGCUGCCUCAUCCGCCAGCUCUCACUCUGCUCCGCCAAGCUGCACGCCGACCCCUCCGUCCCUGACGUGGUUGCGGACAUCCUGCGACAGAUUGAGGCUUUGGAAUCCCUCCUGGAAAAGAAACUGUCACCGAAAAAGAAGAAAAGUUUCACGGAAAUUCAGAGCAGGUUUCCUGUUGGUGGCCACGGGGCCUUAGAGAGAUGGCAGGGUCCUUCGCUCAAGAGCGAGAGGAGACCCCUCGUAGCGAAGGAGAUGUUUCCUGAGGAAGCAAGGUGGCCUUCGGGGGCGAAGACGCUCCCGGCUGAUCACUGUCCCACUGGGGCAGCACCUGCUGCGACCUGCGGGCUGGAUGUGAUGGGUGCAGAGAUCCUUCCGGAAGAAGCCCCGUCCGCUCCAGACCACAGCGCCAGCUUCUCGGGGGAUCCACUGGCCCUGGCGAGAGCUGGAGCGGCGGCGGGGAGGCCCACGACCAGGAGUGCGGCGCUCCAGAAGGGGGAGGCCCGGGCGCCGGCGAGGCCACCUCAGGGACUGCACAAAGCUGGAAGAGGAGGGCCGACCCGGUCCCAGAGCAGAAGCCGACUGCAGCGCACGACAGUGUCCUCCAGACUGAAAGUCAGCCAGCAGCCUGUGAGGGACAGCAGAGCCCCUUGGGUGCCGCCGAACCCCACGUCCCCGCCAGCAUCUCCCAAGUGCGCUGCCUGGCUGAAGGUGAAGCUGAGCCCCAAGAGUGCCGCAAAGGAAGCGUGGCCGCGGCAGGACGAGGCUCUGGAGGAGAGUCCGCGGAGGGACGCCGUCGCGCAGGAAGCCGUGAGGCUCGCUUGGCUUGAUGCCGAAACUUCCAAAACAGUGAAGGAGCUGGAGGAACUGAAAGCCGGGGCCUCGGAUGAGACACGGAGGCGGGGCGUGUCGGACACCCAGCUAGCAGACAAGGUGGAGAAGGCGGUCCUGGAGCGUUUGAAGCCUCUUCUGGUCACGGCCCAGAGGGUCAGCUCUUCUCAGGAAGCAGAUCGUCAGCCGAGGGACCGGCCGUCAGCAGAUGUGGCAACCGGCCAGCCCGUGGAGGAGGCUACAGCUUUGGACCGCGCACCCCACGGCCUUCACCAGCUGGGGGACUGUUUGGAAAACACUGCCCACGGGCCCUGGGCCACGACCCACUGUGGGGCCUCGGAGUCGGAAACCUCAGCGCCCAUGGGGGACGGCAGAGGCAGCCCGGAUCUGGAGAGCCUGAUGCUGCGGGUGGAGGAAAUGGAGAAAUACCGGGAGACAGUUUGCCAGAGAUACAGUAAAAUCGUAUAUGCUGAUCCUCACCUGUGGGGGCAGGAAGGAAAGACGGGGCAGGCACCCACGGCAGUAAGUGAAAGGCCUCUUUCUCCUCAUCCAAUCAGGAUCACAAAGACCCCAGCUCGCAGAGACCACGACGUGAACAUCGUGUUGGAAGAACCCAGGAAUGCCAAUUCCCUGGACGAAAGCGUGGGGACGGAUGAGAGGUCUGAGAAGAGCAGGGCCCCCCUUGCGCCCCUCCCGGAAGAGUGUCUGCAGAAGGUUGGCCGGACCGCGCUGCACGUCCCCCCAGGCCUGCGGCACAGCAUUGGCGACUACUGUAGCCGCUUCGAGCGGUACCUCCGCCUGGUCGCGCACGAGGCUGUGGGCGCCUUCAACCCGUGGUUGUUGGCCGAGAGCUUCUCCGACGAGCUAGUGGAUGAGGCUCUGGGGGCUGUGGCCGCGGAGCUGGAGGAUGCGUGCGAAGACUACGCGGAAGCCGUGUUCACCUCGGAGUUCCUGGAGGCUGCGACCUGAGGGCUCCAUCUGCAGUGGACCUCCUCCCUGGGGUGCACGGGAGCCCCUGAGCCCGGCUGCCCUUCUGUGCCUCCUGGGUGCCUCCCACGGCGGGGGACCCCCUUUCCAUCCUCUCGUGGUCAUGGUGAUGGCUCUGGUGGUUGAUGACGGAGGGCAAGGUGUUUCUCAGUGCCCAGAUAUUGUGAAUUACAAUAUAAUAGUUUCUCAAUGUGUAGUUUCCCUAUUGAAAUCCCAUGUUUGUUUUGCCACUGAGUCUGGUGACAGGAGCGUCGGGAAAGGUGCUGGCAGGUGUAUUUCCCGAGGGUCCACGUUGCUGCCCAGCCGCCUGCGCCCGUGGCUCCUGUGCUCCCAUCAUCCCGAGCUCGCUUCUGUCGGUCCCCGCGACGCCACGCCAUGCAGACGGAGCCCACCAGCCCUCCGUGUCCUGCCAGCCGGUUCUCACCCUGGCAGUCCUCUGCACCGUGGUCCGCAGCCUUGUCUCGCCCUGGCGGCCAUGUUCUGAUGUCCAGAUUAUGUCAGCACGCAGGGGCCAUCGGAGGCCGUCGGGAGGGUCCCGGGCUGGCAUCCCUGUUCUCUGGACCAGCAUAUUCCACGCCUGUGGACCUACAGAGGACCGGGCGGGAGGAGAGGACUGGGCCAGAGCAGAGGACCUGCCUGGAUGCGGGAAGCCUGGCGGGUCCCCCGGGAGAGGAAGACACCCGAGAGCCACAGCAGUUUCGUCUCGUCCCCUCCAAGCUGUGUUUUACCGAGAAGUGCCUCUGGCUUUUCAGAAACAAAAGGAAUGUGCGUGAAAAUAAGGCCACUUCCUGGAAGAAGGUUUUCUCCGCCGGCUGGCCUGGGCUCUGCUCCGCCGUGGAUGAUGUGACUCCUUAGGACGCAGUGGGUGUCACAGCUGGACUUUCUCCAGUGCAAGCGUGUUUGAGGCGACCGCGGGAGCGGCUAGGCCACACCGCCGCGCGCACACCUGGGCCGGGGUGGUGCUGGCCUUCUGCUCGAUUACGCGUGGCCUCGGGACCAAGAAGGCUCUGGGGCCAAAGGUCGUCCCCGUGCGGGGGCACGCGUGUGCGCCCACGUCAGCAGGCGGGGGCCUCAGUGGCUCGAACUCGUCUGUGGGGCAGUUUGUACUGUGCUGAUUUUUAAAUAAACUCAGGAUUUUCCAGUA